CAGAGCUCGGAAAGCUCCCUCCCUCGGGUCAAUCCUCUGUCCUUGUCGAGUGCUCCGCAGUCGCCGUCGUUUCCUCUGGCAUCUAUCUGGCGGCGGCCUUCGACGUUGAACCAUGCAGAGCCUCUUCGGUCGCAGCAGCAGGAACCAGAGGACGUUCAGGCCCAAGAAGAGUGCUCCAGCGAGGGACAAGUGCAUGAAGCUGAAGAGGCACAUCGACGCGACCCUCGGCAGCGGUAACCUACGAGAGGUGGACGUGGAUCCUCUGACUUUGCAAUCCCUGCCAUACCCUGCCUUUGAGUCACUGACAGGUGGGCCCCAUGCUUUGUGGGACCCGUGUGUCAGUGACUCAAAGGUAGGCUUGGCCACGGCAGGGGAUCCUCGUCCGCGAGAGGUGGUCCGCCUGCCUGUCGGAGAGGAUCUCAACGAGUGGCUCGCUGUCAACACUGUCGACUUCUUCAACCAAGUGAGCCUCCUGUAUGGCACCCUCAUGGAGUUCUGCACGCCCGCUACCUGCCCCACCAUGUCAGCCGGUCCAAAGUAUGAGUACAGGUGGGCUGAUGGAGUCAAGAUCAAGAGGCCUAUUGAAGUAUCUGCACCGAAGUAUGUCGAGUACCUGAUGGACUGGAUCGAAUCCCAGCUCGACGAAGAAUCCAUCUUCCCUCAAAAGCUUGGGGCUCCCUUCCCUCCAAACUUCCGGGACGUCGCCAAGACCAUCUUCAAGCGUCUGUUCAGGGUGUAUGCCCACAUAUACCACUCACAUUUCCAGAUGAUUCUCAAGCUCCAGGAAGAAGCGCAUCUCAACACCUGCUUCAAGCACUUUGUGCUCUUCACAACGGAAUUUGAGUUAAUCGAUAGGUCAGAGCUGGCUCCUCUGAGCGAACUGAUCGAGCCCAUAUGGCGUGGACACUAGCUGAGAGAAAUAACUGGCGCUUUCUCCAACAAGAACUGAUGAGGCAACAGUGCAGAGACAUCAUGUUUGUUGCUUGUUUAGCUAGCUUCCCCACCUUGUGCAUGUGCACCUUCAUCUAUAUUUUCGUGAUGAUGUUGGACUUGGAUGCAUUACCUUCAUCUACAUUUUGGAAAUAGGUUAGCUAGUGCUCGCACGCGCAUCAGCGCAGUUUGUUA
Messenger RNA from Triticum dicoccoides, 1125 nucleotides. Its product is annotated as MOB kinase activator-like 1A. Lineage: Eukaryota; Viridiplantae; Streptophyta; Magnoliopsida; Poales; Poaceae. The record is from RefSeq and is a predicted model, not a curated record. Bases 113 to 910 code for a protein of 265 amino acids. The transcript has 7 exons.